AACGUUUCCAGUGCUGCUCUGAGGACUUGGGGCUUGGAGUUCCUGGACCAUCAGCCUUGUGAGCAACCAGAAGGGUCCCUGGAAUUCCAUUGCCUAGUUUCCCACGUGUGGAGAAACCAUGACCGGCGCCCGCAGUGAGGAGUUUGACUGCUGCUUCCUGGAUGAAGGCUUCACAGCCAAGGACAUCCUGGACCAGAAGAUCAACGAGGUCAUGUCCUCUGAUGACAAGGAUGCCUUCUAUGUCGCAGACCUUGGGGAUGUUCUCAAGAAGCAUCUGCGCUGGCGGAAAGCUCUCCCUCGAGUCACCCCCUUCUAUGCAGUCAAGUGCAAUGACAGCAGAGCUAUUGUGAAGACCCUCGCCGCCAUCGGGACAGGAUUUGACUGCGCGAGCAAGACGGAGAUCCAGCUGGUGCAGAGUCUCGGGGUACCCCCGGAAAGGAUCAUCUACGCCAACCCCUGCAAGCAGGUGUCACAGAUCAAGUAUGCCGCCAGCAGUGGGGUCCAGAUGAUGACCUUCGACAGCGAAGUCGAGCUGCUGAAAGUGGCCCGAGCACAUCCGAAGGCCAAGUUAGUCUUACGGAUCGCUACUGACGACUCCAAAGCUGUCUGUCGCCUUAGUGUGAAAUUCGGUGCCACGCUGAAAACCAGCAGACUCCUUUUGGAACGGGCAAAAGAGCUACAUAUCGAUGUCAUUGGUGUCAGCUUCCACGUGGGGAGUGGCUGCACUGACCCCGAGACCUUUGUGCAGGCUGUGGCGGACGCACGCUGUGUCUUUGACAUGGGGGCUGAGGUCGGCUUCCACAUGUAUCUGCUUGAUAUUGGAGGGGGCUUUCCUGGAUCCGAGGAUGCAAAGCUCAAGUUUGAAGAGAUCACCAGUGUGAUCAACCCUGCACUGGACAAAUGCUUCCCGGUGGACUCAGGUGUGCGGAUCAUAGCUGAGCCUGGCAGGUACUACGUGGCGUCGGCGUUCACCCUUGCGGUGAACAUCAUAGCCAAGAAGCUGGUGCUGAAGGAGCAGGCUGGCUCGGACGAUGAGGAGGAGGCGAGCGAGCCGACCUUCAUGUACUACGUGAAUGAUGGUGUGUACGGCUCGUUCAACUGCAUCCUGUAUGACCACGCACACGUGAGGCCGCUGCUGCAGAAGAGACCCAAGCCCGACGAGAAGCACUACUCAUCCAGCAUCUGGGGCCCCACGUGCGACGGCCUGGACCGCAUUGUGGAGCGCUGCGACCUGCCCGAGCUGCAUGUGGGUGACUGGAUGCUUUUCGAGAACAUGGGCGCCUACACCGUUGCUGCGGCCUCCACCUUCAACGGCUUCCAGAGGCCAACCAUCUACUAUGUGAUGUCGCGACCGACGUGGCAGCUUGUGCAGCGUGUCCGGAGCCACAGCUUCCCACCCGGGGUGGAGGAGCAGGAUGUCGGGCCCCUGCCUGUGCCCUGUGCCCGGGAGAGCGAGAUGAAGGGGCACACAGCGGCGCGUGCCUCCACCAGCAUCAAUGUGUAGCCGCCUGGAGCCACGAGCAUGGAGCUCAGCUCCAUCCGCUUCGUCACUGCUAGUUCUGGGCGACUUCACAAGAGUGGGGCCGGCACAGCGUAGCCACAUGGAGACUAGGAGACAGUCACACUUAUCUGUGUUCCUAUGGAAACUAUUUGGAUAUUUGUUUUAUAUGGAUUUUUAUUCACUUUCACACGCUACGAAAGAGGGCCCGCAACUGCCAAGCAAGCAUUUGUAGCUUGUGCUACGGUAGUGUGGGCUGAAAGCUUAGUGUCGUGACCUGUUUUAAAAAUAAAGCCAUCUUGAAAGAA
Messenger RNA from Chinchilla lanigera (long-tailed chinchilla), 1806 nucleotides. It is a transcript of the gene Odc1, whose product is annotated as ornithine decarboxylase 1. Gene Ontology annotation, molecular function: ornithine decarboxylase activity. The record is from RefSeq and is a predicted model, not a curated record. Gene Ontology annotation, cellular component: cytoplasm. NCBI's taxonomy places the organism in Eukaryota, Metazoa, Chordata, Mammalia, Rodentia, Chinchillidae.